GUGGGGGCUGCCGCAGGACGUGGGGCGCAGCCCGGAAGGCCAGCAGGGCGCAGCCGCUGCAGAGCGAUCUCAGUGUUGGCAGACUCUGUUCAGGCCGUAAGUGUCACCUGAUGGAGACCUGCACGCCGGGAGAGGAAUACACACCGCCCUCCCAAAUCUGACCUGUGA
This is a messenger RNA of Chinchilla lanigera (long-tailed chinchilla), 168 nucleotides long. RefSeq lists its product as uncharacterized. The record is from RefSeq and is a predicted model, not a curated record. Lineage: Eukaryota; Metazoa; Chordata; Mammalia; Rodentia; Chinchillidae.